AAUUUCAGACAUCUUAGCCGCUCAGGGCCGCUGUCCGCGCGUGACUUUGCGCCUCUGGCGAUCCAAGUCUCAUAUUGCGAUGCGCAUCCGAGAUCUAUCUUCAUACGUCGUCUUGGAGAUAUGAGAUGAGACAAUAGUCUUCGAGCAGAGUAUCUCCCCCACCAAUCUCCGUGACAGUUGCCACUGUCGUCCAACCCGUUGAAUCAAUCGUCGCCAUGUCGUUCGCCAUUCCGCCGGUAAACCCCCCGCUGGGUAUCUUCCAAAACUACUAUGCUCAACAGCCGACGACACUGCUGCUCAAGGAGCGCAUCAGAUCGUUCACGGGGAAUGACUUUGGAAUCAAAGAUGUCAACGGGAAUGUGGUCUGUAUCUGUAAAGGCAAAGUCAUGAGCAUGCGAGAUCGCAUGGAUCCCAUGGGGAAUGUCCUCUUCCACCUACGACUAAAGCUCGCCGCUAUGUUACCCCUCUGGAAAGGGGAGGAUGCAAGCGGGAACGAGUUGUUCGAGGUUUCGCGCACCUGGAGCUUUCGACCCAAGGUCAAAGCGAGAUUCAUCAAUGCAGCUACUGGCGCACCUACGGUCAUCUCUGUUCGAGGUGGAUACCUAGCGAUGAAUGCUGAUCUUGCCAUCGGAGAAGAAGGUGAAGGACCGAUGGUCGGUCAUAUCGAUAGAGUGUUGUUCGCAAAAAGUCAAUGGGGAGGGGCACAAACCGGUGUCGAUCUAUCUUUGAUGGCUGCGAUCUGUAUAUGCUUCGAUGAGAUCACCCAGAAGGGCCGGUAGUUGGAAGCUGUGACUUUGUCCCGUUUUGCAUCUCAUUUCAUCUCCUUUCGGGUAUACGGCAAACCGAGAGCGAGAGGCCAAAGCCAAGCACGAGCAAAAGCCCCAUAAUGACCGCUAGCGGUGCAUCCC
This is a messenger RNA of Kockovaella imperatae, 908 nucleotides long. RefSeq names its product tubby C-terminal-like domain-containing protein. Lineage: Eukaryota; Fungi; Basidiomycota; Tremellomycetes; Tremellales; Cuniculitremaceae. The record is from RefSeq and is a predicted model, not a curated record. The coding region runs from base 216 to 779 and encodes 187 amino acids. The transcript has 5 exons.